ACUCUCAAAACGGCCAUCCCAUCCUCAAGCAUGACUUUCGUGGCAUCAGUCGCGGUUCGCAGCGUGGCGCCGUUCCGUUCCGCCUCCGUGCGCUGCAGGGCGGGCAAGAGCGGCAGCGGCAAGUCUUGUGGUGGCGGUGCCAAGGGCGGCGGCAAGGGCUCCUCCUGCUCCUCGCCCCUAGUCAACAAGGGCGCCGCCGCCUGGAUCCAGUCCGCACAGGCCAAGGCCGGGGAGUACACAGGCAAGGGCGCCCGUGCCCAGUCGGCGGCCGACCGCAAUGCCAAUGCCAACGCCUGGUGUGGGCUACCGUAUGACAGUCGGCGCCCUCAACUCAAUUUACACAACUGAUGGUUUCCGCUCGAGCGCAGCGAGUUGUCGGAAACCAAGGUUUCCUGCGCUCGGAGUGUGCACAGUUGUGUGGCCCGAAGGGGCGUGGCAUGUGUGUUUGUUGUUUGGGGCCUGGCGCGGCAUGGGCGGUGGGCCCGGGUUAGUAGCGGAGCGCUGUGUCGCGCUCGCUACUUUGC
This is a messenger RNA of Chlamydomonas reinhardtii, 524 nucleotides long. RefSeq lists its product as uncharacterized. The record is from RefSeq and is a predicted model, not a curated record. Lineage: Eukaryota; Viridiplantae; Chlorophyta; Chlorophyceae; Chlamydomonadales; Chlamydomonadaceae. The coding region runs from base 31 to 348 and encodes 105 amino acids. The transcript has 3 exons.